Molecule: messenger RNA, 447 nt
Organism: Colletotrichum siamense
Lineage: Eukaryota; Fungi; Ascomycota; Sordariomycetes; Glomerellales; Glomerellaceae
Exons: 1
Coding region: 1-447 (148 amino acids)
Source: RefSeq, a predicted model, not a curated record
AUGGCUGACCCACUGGGCAUCGCCGGCACCGCCGCCGGACUGGUGUCCCUGGGGCUGCAGCUGUACGGCGACAUAUUCAAGUACAUCAAGGCCGUCAACGGCAGAGAAGACGACCUGGAAGCGGCAAGAAAGAAUGCUGAAAUACUGAGAAAGUGCCUGAUUGCCAUCAAGGGGGCCACAGCAUCGACGAAUAUCGCCCAGAUGGCAACGAAAGACGCAGUCGACGAGUGCGUCGCCUCUUGUAAAGAUGAGCUGAAACAAUUGGAGGCCUUAUUAACACGCCUACGAGGCCCGGAAGCCCCCGCAGAGACAUUGUCUGCCAGAACCAGGGAAAGAGGAAGACGAUUGAUGUAUCCUUUCCGUAAGGAUAGCAUAGCCGAGCUCGAAACAAGACUGGCGUCAACGAACGCGGUACUCCAGACAGCUUUGAAUGCCCUAGGACUGUAA